AUGCCAUGUCAGGCAGUACAUUCUCAGCUACUAUUCGUACUGCUGACAUGUUAUUGCAAUUUGACCUUCUACUUGUUACUUGCACGGCAGCACAGCAUUCACAUUCUUAGUGUAAAUGCAUCGGAAGUAUCUACUAAGGAAGUUACAAUGAAGGUCGAAGGUUUCAAAGUGUUCAUAUCUCUGAUAAUAUACAUACUUUCUAUACUAUGUAUAAUUUGUUGUAUUAUGAUAAAUAAUGUGGAUCGAAUGGCAACAAAGGUCCCAUCGGCAGUGAUCGUUGCUAUCUUAAUAUUCGUGCUUUUGUUCAACGUGAUGGCAAUGAUUCUUUUAUUUAUUCACAAUGGUCCAAAUAAUGAAAAAGUGACGGAGAUACGAGCAUGCGCGAUACUCUCCACACCAACCGCCGUUCUGAUUAUGGUAACACUUGGAUAUUUUGCAUGGAAACCACCGACAACAGCUUUGAUCAUACAUGAUUACACUAAGAAUUUCAAGCAAGGAACAAAAAAGAAGUCAAAUAACCGCCAUACAGUAAUUCCGAUCCCUAAGGCAUUCAGCGGCGAAUCAAAAGAAAAGAACAAGUCAUCAGAUGAAGAAAAACAUAACGAGGAACAACCUCAGUAUGAGAAUUUGGUCGAAGUGAAUCAAGGGCCACCUGAUGCUAGUCCUGUCGGUGUUGACGUGAACCCAAAAAAGCCUGGUAGCGCUGAUGAAGCAAAUGUUAAUAAGGAUUAUCCUGUUAGUCCUGAAGUAGUUGAAAUGGAAAAGAAAUCCGCCGAUGGCGGCGAGGCACCAGCGAAUGCCGAAAAUGCGGCUCCUCUUUGA
Molecule: messenger RNA, 822 nt
Organism: Necator americanus (New World hookworm)
Lineage: Eukaryota; Metazoa; Nematoda; Chromadorea; Rhabditida; Ancylostomatidae
Exons: 6
Coding region: 1-822 (273 amino acids)
Source: RefSeq, a predicted model, not a curated record